This is a messenger RNA of Dinoponera quadriceps, 735 nucleotides long. RefSeq names its product Sjoegren syndrome nuclear autoantigen 1 homolog. Bases 264 to 626 code for a protein of 120 amino acids. NCBI's taxonomy places the organism in Eukaryota, Metazoa, Arthropoda, Insecta, Hymenoptera, Formicidae. The transcript is spliced from 3 exons. Gene Ontology annotation, cellular component: ciliary basal body; centrosome. The record is from RefSeq and is a predicted model, not a curated record.
AAUCCGAUGAGAAAUAAGUCCUUUAUGUAAAAAUCUAGAAUCUACUAACUAAAAGAGAACGCAAGAGACAUUCGUAUUUUUGUAGCUCCUGGUACGUACGCAUGCGCGCGAAAUAUCGUCGAUGGAGAACUGCGCGCCAAACCAAAAUCUUGUCUGUAAAUGUCCCGACGACAUAUUAUUAUUGGUAAAUAUUAUUCGUUUUCCAUAGCUUUUUUCGACCAUUACACACAUCUCCUGCGAAAUUUGACAUUAAUGGAGGGUUCAUGAUGUCUCAGCACGGAGCUGCUCUGCAAACGUACAACCAGGAGCUCGUUAAAUGUUUAGAAAAAUUGAAACUGAGGCGAACAGAGCUCCAAGCUCAGAUAGAGUCCCAGGAAGAAGAAAAGAAUAAUUUACAACGUGAAAUCGAGAAAUUGUCGUGUAAGCUCGCACUUUUGAACGACAGUCUGGCAAAGAGAAUCGCGGUUAGAAACGAAUAUGACAGAACAAUAUCAGAUACUGAAACAGCAUACAUGAAAAUUCUAGAGAGUUCGCAAUUAUUGCUCAACAUGAUAAAGAAAGAAGUUAUAAGCCUGGAUCAGACUUUAGUGGAGGCAAACAGUGACAAGCAGCAGCAUCGACAAUAGGAUACCAAUCACAACUUAAAAUAAAAAGCAAGAUGAAUAACAGAGAUAUAUAUUUAUUGAAUUACCGGUGAACAUUAUCACAGAAACAUAGUUAUUAUUGAUUGACACG